AUGUAUGCUAAUGCCUCCAUCAUCAGUAUUUCCAAUGAUGGAUGGGAUAGGCUAAGAUGGUGCCGGGUGGAGAGGUGCCCCAAGUUACUCACAGUCUUUCCUGUUCCGCAGCACAGUGAAUACACCUUUCGUGGUCUGCAUACAUUCUGGGCAUCCCAGCUCCUCUCUGCAUGCUACAUCUGGAACAUGCCAGUUCAAGUAUACUUUUCCAACCUGAACUUCUUACACCUGGACCACUGCCCCAUGCUCGUACAUGUACUCCCCUUAUGCCUAGGCUAUUGGACGGGGUUGAGUGGUUUGGAAACCCUUGAGAUAGUGUACUGUGGUGAUCUCACGGAGGUAUUAAUCCGUUUGAGCCCUGAGCUUCAAGAGCAGGAUGAAAUUAAAGAAUUCCGUGAGCUGAGGCGCAUCCACCUGCAUGAGCUCCCCAUGCUGCAGCGCAUCUGUGGACGCAGGAUAUUUGCACCUAAACUCGAGACCAUCAAGAUCAGGGGCUGCUGGAGCCUUGGGCGCCUGCCUGCCAUCGGACACAACACUAAGCCGCCCAAGGUGGACUGCGAGAAGGAGUGGUGGGACAACCUGGAGUGGGAUGGGUUGGAGGAGAACCACCAUCCUUCCCUCUACGAGCCAACCCACUCGUUGUACUGCAAGGCCCAGCUGCCCAGAGGCACCGUACUCAGGUAA
Messenger RNA from Triticum turgidum subsp. durum (durum wheat), 684 nucleotides. Lineage: Eukaryota; Viridiplantae; Streptophyta; Magnoliopsida; Poales; Poaceae. The record is from the annotation of a GenBank genome assembly.